GCGGGCGGGGCGGGGCGGCGACCCGGCGACUCGGGAGGCGGGGCCGCGGGGCGGAGGGGCGGAGGGGCGCCCCGCGCUGCGCCCCCACCACUCGCGCCGCCUCCUACCUGGGCCUGUGCGUGGAGCCGCGCACCUGGCAACGGGCGGCUCGCGCCCCCUCCGCCCCGCCGCGCCCGCCCGGCUCCCGGCGCGCUGCAGGCGGCCUCGAGCGCCCGCUCGUUGAUGCCGUUUUGGGGGUGACCCGGCGGGCGGCGCCGGUGCCCGACGGCGAGUGCGCGGCCGGCGGGGCGCCGGGACCCCGCGCGCAGCUCGGCUUUUUUUUUUGGGGGGGGGGGGCGGUCCGCGCGGAAGCGGGACAUGCUGGAGCUGAGGCACCGCGGAGGCUGCCCCGGGCCCGGGGGACCCCCCGCUCCGCCCCGCGAGGGCGAGGCGGCGGGCGGCGACCACGAAACCGAGAGCACCAGCGACAAAGAAACAGAUAUUGAUGACCGAUAUGGGGAUUUGGAUUCCAGACCCGACUCUGAUAUUCCAGAAAUCCCACCAUCUGCGGAUAGAACGCCUGAGAUCCUCAAGAAGGCUCUGUCCGGUUUAUCUUCACGGUGGAAAAACUGGUGGAUUCGUGGAAUUCUUACCCUGACUAUGAUUUCAUUGUUUUUCCUGAUCAUCUGCAUGGGAUCUUUUAUGCUGAUGCUGCUUGUCCUGGGCAUCCAAGUGAAAUGCUUCCAUGAAAUCAUCACGAUCGGCUACAGAGUUUAUCGUUCUUACGACCUGCCGUGGUUCAGAACACUGAGCUGGUAUUUUCUCCUGUGUGUCAACUACUUUUUCUAUGGUGAGACUGUAGCUGAUUAUUUUGCUACCUUUGUUCAAAGAGAAGAGCAGCUGCAGUUCCUCAUCCGCUACCACAGAUUCAUAUCAUUUGCCCUCUACCUGGCAGGUUUCUGCAUGUUUGUGCUGAGCUUGGUGAAAAAGCAUUAUCGCCUGCAGUUUUAUAUGUUCGCAUGGACUCAUGUCACUUUGCUGAUAACAGUCACGCAGUCACAUCUUGUCAUCCAAAAUCUGUUUGAAGGCAUGAUAUGGUUCCUUGUCCCAAUAUCAAGUGUUAUCUGCAAUGACAUAACUGCUUACCUUUUUGGAUUUUUUUUUGGAAGAACUCCAUUAAUUAAGUUGUCUCCUAAAAAGACUUGGGAAGGAUUCAUUGGUGGUUUCUUUUCCACAGUCAUAUUUGGAUUCAUUGCUGCCCACGUGUUGUCCAAGUACCAGUACUUCGUCUGCCCCGUGGAAUACCGAAGUGACGUCAACUCCUUCGUGACAGAGUGUGAACCCUCGGAGCUGUUCCAGCUUCAGGACUAUUCCCUCCCCCCCUUCCUCAGGGCAGUGCUGAGAAGGGACUCGGUGAGCCUGUGCCCCUUCCAGAUCCACAGCAUCGCGCUCUCCACUUUCGCCUCUCUCAUCGGCCCGUUCGGCGGCUUCUUUGCCAGCGGAUUCAAAAGAGCUUUCAAGAUCAAGGAUUUUGCAAACACCAUCCCUGGACAUGGCGGAAUAAUGGACAGAUUUGACUGUCAGUAUUUGAUGGCAACAUUUGUGCAUGUAUACAUCACAAGUUUUAUAAGAGGCCCCAACCCCAGCAAAGUGCUCCAGCAGCUUCUGGUGCUUCAGCCCGAACAGCAGCUAAACAUCUACAAGACCCUGAAGACGCACCUCAUCGAGAAGGGGAUCCUGCAGCCCACCUUGAAGGUGUAGCUGCGCGCAGGGCGGGGAAGGGCUGACAAGAGUGAAUUCUACAGAAGAGCACUGAGAUUUUAUACCUGUACAGAAAGGAAUGGUGGGAAAGGCAAUAGAUUGAAGUUUUACAGACGUGAAUGUUUCCUCUCUGAAAUUACUGUGAAUAUUUAACACAACGCUUACUUGAGCUAAGUUAUGAAAUAAGUAGCCAGCAGCCGGCAGAAUAGCCUGUACUUUGUCUAAAGUGUGUUCUCUGGCGUGGACUUCCUUCCCCUCCACACUAGCUUUCAUAACUCUGCAAGACUCGUGUUUAAAGAGUCAAACACGAUCGAAUGAGUGAAGCGCGGAUGUCUUAAGAUUGCACCUGGCAGUGUGUCCUUUGCACAAAUAUUUACUUUUGCACUUGGAGCUGCUCUUAUUUUUAGCAAAAUAUUUUAUGUUAAGGCACAAUAGGAAGUUAGUGCUCUCCCGUACUUCCUCUUCUUUGCGUCUGAAGUACUUGCUGAAGGAAGGACUGAGUUGGAUUUAAAAAAAAAAAAAAAAGAUUUGUCUACUUUUAAAAAAUUGAAAAAAAAAAAAAAAAGCAGUCACUUGCCAGGAGAAAAUUUUCCACCUUCUGGUUGGUUCAAAAUUCAGGCAAGAGGGGCAGAGAGCAGACAACAAACUUAUUUAGAUUAUUUGGAAAAAGUACGACCUUGCAGAAACACUUCUCGAGAGACAGACGAGUUCUGCUCUGCAGAACACAGUGUGUUGCGGGGGUGGGCUUUGUUUUGGCUUGGGGGCCACACCCAGCCGUGCUCAGGGGUUCUCAGGCUCUGCACCUAGACAUUACUCCCCGCAGGGCUCAGGGGACCAGAUGUGGUGCCGGGGACCGGACCUGGGUCGGCCGCGUGCAAGGCCCACGCGCUCCCCGCUGCCCUAUCGCUCCAGCCCCUUCCCCGCCCCCACCGAAGCUCUCAACAGAGAGCGGCAGCUCAGGACACUUGGCCUCCGACGGGGCGUGGGGCUCAGGCCACGACUCGGUCGUCUCUGUUUUGUGAGAUUCCCUUGGGAACUGCUUUCCCCGAGUUGCGGAGCCUCAAGCCUGUGGGGCAGACAGAGAGGAGUGAGCAGGGGGGAGUUUGGCCAGGAGAGAGCAGGCGCCCCCUGCUGGCACGCGUGUACCCAGCGGACCCUACCGGGGAGAAGGGAGAGCCAGACCCCAGACCCACCUGGGGGUAGCGACCGGUCUUUGUCCUUUGUAUUCUACAAUCCUGGAACUCUCACAUCAUGAAUCUGAGGCCGUCAGCUGGAUUUGGAGGUUUUUUGGUGUUUUUUUGUUUUGUUUUGGUUUUUUGCUUCCAAGAAGGAAAAUCAAGCGGGAGUGAUUUCCACCAAGAACCAAAGCACACACACGCCAGCCCCGUCCCCCUGGUGGAAUGGACUCUGCACGGUCUCGAAAGGGCGAGGAAGGGCAGCCAAGCACGCUCGGGGCCGAGCCGCGGGGCCGUCUGCACUGCCCCAUCGACAGCCCCUGCCGGGCCGGGCUCGCUGUCCAGAGACAGGAGCAGGUCUGUCCGAAAGAACGUUUUGUCCGUGAGAGGCGAGUGUCGUGCGUGUCAACGAGAAGCAGGUCCCAGGCCUCUGCUGCGCCCGUUCUUGGGCGGUGCCCGCGGUGGAGGGGGGCGGCCGUGCCCCAGAGCUCCCGGGCCACGGGGGAGACUCUAGCUCAGUCUCUGGGGUCGAAUGUCUUGAGCUGGCAAACACGCAAGUCUCCCCCCGGCCCCUGGCUGCGUCCCGUCAGCAUGGCUGCACGGGAGUCUGCGGACACCUCGGUGUGGCACCGGCGAUGUUAACUGUGGGAUGGAACCGUCGCUGGGAACCUCAGGCUGCUCAUCUCCAGCAUUUCCCGCCGAUGUUUGCCUCAGUAGAAGCUCCGGGUGUUGGUCCUGAAAACACUCAGCACACCAAAGUGGGGAGAAUGAACCGCAAGCUUUGUGAUUGGAACCUGGCUGGCGCUGAGGUGGUCCGCACAAGAACUCCGUGGCCGUAGCGACCCCCUCCAUGCUUUCUUCUCUAAAGUAACGGGUGCGGCAUGGCAGUACCAGAUUUCAAAAGAGCACUCCUCGGUACAGCUAUUAUUCAAUCACUCAUUAUAAUGAAAUUUGAAGCUAAGAAGAGUAAUUUGGGGCGAGGGGGGGGAGGGCGGUCCUAGCAAUAGUUUUCCUCGAACUUUUAGAUAAAGUUGGGCGUACAUGAAUCUGUCUGUAAAAAAAACCAAAUUCUUCAUUUUAACUCGAGAUGGACCUUUUUAGUGUACUUUUAUAGCACAUAUAUUAAAAUAGAGUCUAUUUUAGCAAAAGAUUGCAUAACAGCAUAACUUUGAUCGUUUUUUUAUAUUUGCUGAAGAGGAGACUUCCGCGCCUGCCCAGCGCAGGACGGCAGAGAAGUGAAAGACGAGGAGCUUCUUUCACAGUGAAGGCUCGGAAGGUUCCAGACCUCCUGUUUGUGCGAGUGCUCCAGCGGCACUGAGAGCUGAAGGUGGGGGUGCGGGGGUGUGCUCUCGGCUCGCUCGCAGUUACUGUCCGAGAAUACGACCCCCCCUCCUCCGCCUCCCCACCCCUUCCACCCCCCACCCCACACUUCUCUCUUUUCUUUUGUACCUUGGUUUGGACAAAGGGGGUGGUGACCCCCUUGUUCGGUGGAAGGAAGUAGAGACCGUGUGUAUAUUCUGUGUGUGGGCGCCAGACAGUGUCUGAUCUGAGUCAACCGACUCUGAAUCUUUCACCGAAACUGAGAUGGGGAAAUAAAAAUGGAAAGAUAUCGA
Molecule: messenger RNA, 4528 nt
Organism: Sorex araneus (European shrew)
Lineage: Eukaryota; Metazoa; Chordata; Mammalia; Eulipotyphla; Soricidae
Gene: CDS1
Product: CDP-diacylglycerol synthase 1
Exons: 13
Coding region: 358-1740 (460 amino acids)
Cellular component (GO): endoplasmic reticulum membrane
Molecular function (GO): phosphatidate cytidylyltransferase activity
Source: RefSeq, a predicted model, not a curated record